Messenger RNA from Miscanthus lutarioriparius, 879 nucleotides. The record is from the annotation of a GenBank genome assembly. Lineage: Eukaryota; Viridiplantae; Streptophyta; Magnoliopsida; Poales; Poaceae.
AUGGUGGCAUGCGGACAUCAAACAAUUAGGCUUGGCGGGUUCCAUGCCUCAAGGCUCGUCGUGGAUCUUUGCCUCCCUCCAUAUCUUCUUAGCUUUGUGGCUAAGAACGAUGAUGAAUCUGAAGUGCGUGCAUGGGGACCAAAUCUUUACCCUCCUAGUGGUUUCAUGAGUUUUAUGAAUAGCACAGCAAGCCCUAGAGGCUUAGUGAGCAAUGGGAGUAAAUUGCAAGCAAUCAAUCUUGCUGAUGAUGAAGAUGAUGGCAAGUGUGGUAGGACUGAAAAACGCAUGCUAUGGACAAAAAAGGAGGAUCUGAGAUUGGUUAGUGCUUGGUUAAAAAGUUCAAAUGAUCCUAUCCAAAUCCAACUACAGGAAAAUGAUCAAUAUUGGAAAGUCUGGAAAGAGGCCAACGCUCUAUGGGCUAGUGGUGAAUCAGAUGCAGAUAUUGAGGCUAAGGCAAUGAAAUCUUAUGAAGAAGAGAACAAAAAAGAUGGCCCAUUUACGUUUAAGCAUUGCUGGGAGGUUCUUCGAAAGGAACCAAAAUGGGAAGCCUAUUUGGAACGCCUAGAAGACCUCGAGCCGGACAAAAGAAAGUUCUGUGAAGAGGAUGAUGUGGGGAAAUGUUUCUCUCUAGAUGAUGAUGCUGAUGAGCGGCCAAUAGGAGGCAAGCAAGCUAAGGAGCAGCGCAAGAAGAAGAAAAAGGGCCAGCCGUGUAUAAUAGAUCUUGAAGAUGAGCUUAACAGCUUUUUGGAUGCUCAGAAAACAACAAAUGAAGGGCGCAAAGAGAUGUUAGAGACGCAAAGGCGUGUGUCUAGUGAGAAUCUUGAAGCUCGGAAGCUUGCGCACCUUAAAAAAAAGAGCACAAGGAGUCGAUCAUGCUAG